AAUUUUGAGAGCCGUGGAGCCCCGCCCUCCGCCGAGGUGGGCGUGGCGUAGCAGAGACCCGCGCUCAGGCCGCCGGCGCCGGCUGGAACCGGAGGCACGCAACGCGGCGGCAGCUAAUCGCCAAGUCUCGUGUGCGUCCCGCAACGCGGGAACUACGCGAACCCUCCCCGCUCCUCCCCUCCCGCAGCGUCCUGGGCGCAUGCGCUUCGCGCCUUCCCCCGCCCCCGCACCCCUAGCUGCCCUGGUUACCGUUGGUGUUUGCUAAUUCUCUGCAGCGCCUUCUUCGCCCAACUCCAGCGGCAGUUCAACACUCGCGCGGCCGCGUCACGUGCGCCGAGAUUCCCUCGCGGCUGCUGGCCGGCGGCUCUGCCGGGAGGAAGGAGCUGUGGCCGCCGCUCGCCCUACCUCUGCGCCCCGGGGCGGGCGCGCUGGUAAAAAUGGCGAAAUGGGGGUAGUCGACGCGGGACCUGGAGCGAUGGGGCGCGCAGGUGGGGCGGUUGUCGGAGCCCCCUGACGUGGGCGCCGCGCUUUUCUCGGUGAUUUGAUCUGGCGACCUCGGGCCGGCGCCUAAGAGGUCAGACUACGGAGUCCGCGGGUUGCCGACGGCCCCGCAGAGAGCCGGAGGCAAUGGAUGAACAGAGCGUGGAGAGCAUUGCUGAGGUUUUCCGAUGUUUCAUUUGUAUGGAGAAAUUGCGGGAUGCACGCCUGUGUCCUCAUUGCUCCAAGCUGUGUUGUUUCAGCUGUAUUAGGCGCUGGCUGACAGAGCAGAGAGCUCAAUGUCCUCAUUGCCGUGCUCCACUCCAGCUACGAGAACUAGUAAAUUGUCGUUGGGCAGAAGAAGUAACACAACAGCUUGAUACUCUUCAACUCUGCAGUCUCACCAAACAUGAAGAAAAUGAAAAGGACAAAUGUGAAAAUCACCAUGAAAAACUUAGUGUGUUUUGCUGGACUUGUAAGAAGUGUAUCUGCCAUCAGUGUGCACUUUGGGGAGGAAUGCAUGGCGGACAUACCUUUAAACCUUUGGCAGAAAUUUAUGAGCAGCAUGUCACUAAAGUGAAUGAAGAGGUAGCCAAACUUCGUCGGCGUCUCAUGGAACUGAUUAGCUUAGUUCAAGAAGUGGAAAGGAAUGUAGAAGCUGUAAGAAAUGCAAAAGAUGAGCGUGUUCGGGAAAUUAGGAAUGCAGUGGAGAUGAUGAUUGCACGGUUAGACACACAGCUGAAGAAUAAGCUUAUAACGCUGAUGGGUCAGAAGACUUCUCUAACCCAAGAAACAGAACUUUUGGAAUCCUUACUUCAGGAGGUGGAGCACCAGUUGCGGUCUUGUAGUAAGAGUGAGUUGAUAUCUAAGAGCUCAGAGAUCCUUAUGAUGUUUCAGCAAGUUCAUCGGAAGCCCAUGGCAUCUUUUGUUACCACUCCUGUUCCACCAGACUUUACCAGUGAAUUAGUGCCAUCUUACGAUUCAGCUACUUUUGUUUUAGAGAAUUUCAGCACUUUGCGUCAGAGAGCAGAUCCUGUUUACAGUCCACCUCUUCAAGUUUCAGGACUUUGCUGGAGGUUAAAAGUUUACCCAGAAAAUGGUAAUGGUCUGUUUUUCAAUUUUAGAUAUGAAUAUCGUGUAGAGAUGGUUCACCAGUCCUGUAAUGAUCCUACAAAAAAUAUCAUUCGAGAAUUUGCAUCUGACUUUGAAGUUGGAGAAUGCUGGGGCUAUAAUAGAUUUUUCCGUUUGGACUUACUUGCAAAUGAAGGAUACUUGAAUCCACAAAAUGAUACAGUGAUUUUAAGGUUUCAGGUACGUUCACCAACUUUCUUUCAAAAAUGCCGGGACCAGCAUUGGUACAUUACUCAGUUGGAAGCUGCACAGACUGGUUAUAUCCAACAAAUAAACAAUCUUAAAGAGAGACUUACUAUUGAGCUGUCUCGAACUCAGAAAUCAAGAGAUUUGUCACCACCAGAUAACCAUCUCAGCCCCCAAAAUGAUGAUGCCCCUGAGACACGACCUAAGAAGUCUGCAUGCUCUGACAUGCUUCUCGAGGGUGCUCCUACAGCUUCUGUAAGAGAGGCCAAAGAGGAUGAAGAAGAUGAGGAGAAGAUUCAGAAUGAAGAUUAUCAUCAUGAGCUUUCAGAUGGAGAUCUGGACCUGGAUCUUGUUUGUGAGGAUGAAGUAAAUCAGCUUGAUGGCAGCAGUUCCUCUGCUAGUUCCACAGCAACAAGUAAUACAGAAGAAAAUGAUAUUGAUGAAGAAACUAUGUCUGGAGAAAAUGAUGUGGAAUAUAACAACAUGGAGUUAGAAGAGGGGGAACUCAUGGAAGAUGCAGCUGCUGCAGGACCCCCAGGUAGUAGCCAUGGCUAUGUGGGUGCCAGUAGUAGAAUGUCAAGAAGAACACGUUUAGGCUCUGCUGCUACCAGUAGUUUACUAGACAUUGAUCCAUUAAUUUUAAUACAUUUGUUGGACCUUAAGGACCGGAGCAGUAUGGAAAAUUUGUGGGGCUUACAGCCUUGCCCACCUGCUUCACUUUUGCAGCCCACAGCAUCAUAUUCUCGAAAAGAUAAAGACCAAAGGAAGCAGCAGGCAAUGUGGCGAGUGCCCUCUGAUUUAAAGAUGCUAAAAAGACUCAAAACUCAAAUGGCUGAAGUUCGAUGUAUGAAAACUGAUGUAAAGAAUACACUUUCAGAAAUAAAAAGCAGCAGUGCUACUACUUCUGGAGAUGUGCAGACAAGCCUUUUUUCUGCUGACCAGGCAGCUCUGGCUGCAUGUGGAACUGAAAACUCUGGCAGAUUACAGGAUUUGGGAAUGGAACUCCUGACAAAGUCAUCAGUUGCCAAUUGUUACAUACGAAACUCCACAAAUAAGAAGAGUAAUUCGCCCAAGCCAGCUCGGUCCAGUGUAGCAGGUAGUCUUUCACUUCGAAGAGCAGUGGACCCUGGGGAAAGUAGUCGUUCAAAGGGAGACUGUCAGCCACUGUCUGAAGGUAAAUUUGAGGGAUUCAGAAUGUACUUUCAGUGGGAUAGAUAUCUGUUACCUGAAAUUUAUUUGAUUGUAUCUGCCAGCCUGGUUCAUGUAGAAGAAAAAGAAAACAUAGAUGAUUUUGUCAUUUACUACUUAUAUAAAAAUAUCAAGUUGUUUUCUUCUUUGAGGGUGAAUGCUAAAGGAGGUCAUCUGGAAGGACUGCAGAUGACUGAUUUGGAAAAUAAUUCUGAAACUGGAGAGUUACAGCCUGUACUACCUGAGGGAGCUUCAGCUGCCCCUGAAGAAGAAAUGAGUAGCGACAGUGACAUUGAAUGUGACACUGAGAAUGAGGAGCAGGAAGAGCACACCAGUGUGGGCGGGUUUCACGACUCUUUCAUGGUCAUGACACAGCCCCCGGAUGAAGAUACACAUUCCAGUUUUCCUGAUGGUGAACAAAUAGGCCCUGAAGAUCUCGGCUUCAAUACAGAUGAAAACAGUGGAAGGUAAUUGCCAAAUCAAGAGAACUGACUUGCAAGCUACCUUGACCUUGAAUUUUGCUAUAGUUGGUGCUCAAAUUUGUCAUCAGUCAGAUAAUCAGAUUUAGUCUUACUUUUUCAUUACCUGAAACAGUAAUUUGGAAACUGUUGGAAGGUGGCACAAUUUAGAAUAAGAUCGCAGUAGUACAUGGGAAAAAACAGUAUGGGAAUAGUUCUUUGUAACGUAAGGAAAUGACAGUGUCGUUCUCUAUUAAUGUAGCAAAUGUGUGCAUUCACAAAAGGCAGUUGUCUACUACAGCAGAGGUGGUUAACGGCCAGAAAAUGUACCCCCCAAGUCAUGCAUGCCCUCAGUAACCUGCUCGGGAUUGGUGCUCUACUGUCUUUGGCUAGAGCUUAGUUGUGUUUAAAUGAUCACCUUUAUAUUUGGGGUUUUAAUUACACUUUAGUUACAGUUCCAUUAGUGCCUAUAGAUUAGUGAACAGAACAAUUGCUUAUGAACAGAUUCUGCCCUGUAGACACUUUAUGUGAAUAACUGAAGUAACACUAGACUGAGUCUCCUCUUUGGGUAGGUAUCUUCUCAUUAUUUCAAGUACAGGCACACUGUUGAUUGGCAUGUAAUCUUUAUGUUGUGUGACUUCUGCAAGUGUAAUUUUAAAUGAAUUAACAUGGACUUGUUCUGUUCCUGGUCCUGUAAACACAUCUAAGAUUAUUUACGAUUAUUUCCUUUUUUUCUGCCUGUUACCAUACAACUGUAGUGCAACAAAUAUUUUAAAGCCCACCUUUUUUUCUUUAUUUUCAUCAGUUGGACAUUGAUUUCAGUGUCAACAGAUUUAAAGAUUGAUUCAUGUUGCACAGUGGCUUACAUGAAAGUGAAACUGAUAAAAGAUUUUCUUUCAUACUUAAAAUUAGCCCAAGACAGUUGCCACACUUUGCCAUUGUGCUCCUGCAUUUGUGUUUGAGCUGCUAUGUAUUGUGAAAAUUACAUUGAAAGUUGACUAAGAGACUAUUGACAAAGCAUGAUAAUUAUACAUGUGAGAGACAUCUGCUGUAUUUUACUUAGUGAAUAUUGUUCACUUUUCCGUGUCUGAUGUCUUGCUGAAUGCUGUGACUCAGUUUACUUUUGUUCAAAAUAGUUUGCACUUUUUAAAAUAAAAUCAACUUGAGAAAAUA
Molecule: messenger RNA, 4613 nt
Organism: Cebus imitator (Panamanian white-faced capuchin)
Lineage: Eukaryota; Metazoa; Chordata; Mammalia; Primates; Cebidae
Gene: TRIM37
Product: tripartite motif containing 37
Exons: 24
Coding region: 628-3453 (941 amino acids)
Biological process (GO): negative regulation of centriole replication; protein autoubiquitination
Cellular component (GO): peroxisome; aggresome
Molecular function (GO): zinc ion binding; tumor necrosis factor receptor binding; ubiquitin protein ligase activity
Source: RefSeq, a predicted model, not a curated record